Messenger RNA from Lachnellula hyalina, 1452 nucleotides. RefSeq lists its product as uncharacterized. Bases 1 to 1452 code for a protein of 483 amino acids. NCBI's taxonomy places the organism in Eukaryota, Fungi, Ascomycota, Leotiomycetes, Helotiales, Lachnaceae. The transcript has a single exon. The record is from RefSeq and is a predicted model, not a curated record.
AUGGACGAUACUCCUCCGAGAAAACCAGGUCUUGGGUCACGUCUCGCGACUGCGCUGAGACCAAAGCAGUCCGGGAGACGGUUGGUGAAAAAGUCUACCGUCAACCUCAGAGAAGCUGCCGUUUCGAAGGAUUUACCAUUGAAGAAAGAUUCCUUCUCCACCUCUUCCACUCGGACAAAUAAUCAGGCUCAAAAUGAGUUUUCUCCAAAUGUUGACAUUCAAACCGGAGAACGCCAGGAUUAUACCGCCUUGAUUCAUGGCUUAGGCCACCAAGGCUCGUUCGACUCGCUCAAAUCUGUCUCUAGGCUAGAUCCGCAGAGGCUAGACCCCAAUACGAAAGCAGGGGAUCGCAGGGUAGCUAGUCUAUCUGAAGUACUAUGGAAUCGAAUUUGUAGGCACUUGUCACCCUCUGGUGUUGCUAGUCUUGCAUUCGCAAGCAAAACACUUCGAUAUCGCCUUGGACCCGAAGCCUGGAUCGCCCUCAAUCGUCCUGAAAAUGAACAGUUCAAGACCGAAUUUUUGGUUUCCUUGGACAGCCAACUUCCGGACCAUCUGUUAUGUUUCCGAUGCAUAACUUACCACCGCAGAGUUCAGAAGGGGCACGAGCAACUGAGAGCCACCGCGACCACGAAUCCUCUGUUCAUCUGUCCUUGGGCUUCAGAACCAACCCAAAUCCCACUGCGGAUGCGCCUAACUCCAGGUCAUACCCUUCCAUUUACAUUCGUUCAACUCGUCAUGCGAGCUCAUCGCUAUGGACCUGAAUAUGGAAUUCCUCCAGAGUCCCUCAGUCGACGCUGGAGAAGCCGCGAGAGUGAAUGGUCCCAUCAGUCAAGAUACUAUAUCGAUAAGGGCCAUUUAUUACUUCGAGUCGUCAGUAAGAGUUUUGCUGAGCCAUGUCUUCCACCAAGUGGCUUGCGGCACCUUCUGUACUCGCGAGAAGAUUACUUUCCGUACUUUUCUGCUUGUGCUCACUGGAGAGAUGGUGAGCUCAUGAACAACUGCAAAUGUGCAUUGAGUCACAUACCGAAGCCGAAAGAAACAAUAGCACAGCAGCUGCGCACUGGACCGCAGAUCAACAAUGCUAUCCGCCAUGUAAAUGCUAUCGUCAGUUUGUGCGGGAAAUGCCGACCCAUGCGGAGAUGCCCUGAUUGUCCGACGGAAUAUCUCAUCGAAAUUAGGUUCGAAGAGGAUAAGAACGAUCCGGUCAAUAAGUUCAAGCAAUCGAUUGUUGUCACUAGGUGGAGCGAUCUGGGGGAUGGGACCACACCGCUAUCAGGGGAAUGGUUUGCUUGCGAUCGGGAGACGGAUUACGACUCCUUCGCUACCAUCGGGAGAAGAGGCAUUUCAGGAAUUUUUGAGGCUCAAUCUGGGGUUGCUAUUCCAGGUCAGAGGAUGCUUUCUCUGAAUCCAGAGAAUACGAAAUUGGGAGAAAAAGGUCACAAUUGGUAUUGA